AUGCUCGUGCCAUUGACUGCUAUCGUGACGACAUCGUUGCCCAUGGCCGCUGCCAUUGCACUUUGUGCCAAGGAUCGCAAGACGACUCAUGUAAAGAACAAGGGUAAGAGUGCCAAAUCGACAAGAUCGUCGAAAUCUGCUCAUGGAAAGAGCUCGAAAAGUGGAAAAUCGUCGAGAUCUCAUCGUUCCAAGAGCCAACGCUCAAAGAGAUCAUCCAAGUCUGGAAAGAAAGGAAAGUCCUCGAAAUCCGGCAAGGGAGGAAAGUCUGGAAAGUCAAAGAAGUCUGGAAAAUCCAGCAAGUCAAAGAAACAGGUCAAGGAGGGAGCAACAACAUCCGCAUCUGCUGCUUCUGCAGGAUCUGCCGCAUCGGAGAAGUCGACCAAGUCAUCAAAGUCGUCUCGUAAGAGUUCUAAGAGCUCGAAGAGUCGCAAAGCGCGUCGUCUUGAUUCGGAUGCUCAGUACAAGAUGGAGAAGUCUGGAAAGAGUUCGAAGAACUCGGCUGCUUGUGCUGCUGCUCCAAAACCGGUAAGCAAAGUUAUGAAUUGCUCAUUUCCAAUUGUUGUUUGUAAGCAGUCGACCGGCGGAAAGCAGAUGGAGAAGUCGUUGGUUGAAGAGGUCAACGCCAUCAAGCACUCCAAUCAGUUGAGUGUUUUCCCAGCAAAACUUCAAUACCAAACAUUGGGAGGAGUUAGCCAAAUUGAGUUGAAGAACACUUCUGGAGAACGCAAGGCCUAUAAGCUCAAAUGCUCGGACAAUGCGCUCUAUCGUGUCAACCCAGUUUUUGGAUUUGCUGAGCCACAUUCAACUGCCAAGAUUGAUGUUUUGAGACUUAACGGAGAGCAAAAAACUGACAAACUUGUUUUCUUGACAACUAAUGCCAAAGAUGCUGCUGACCCACAUGAGGCAUUUGCCAAACAAACGGAGCAACGCGAGAUGAUGGUUGUCCCAUUGGUUGCUGCCUGA
Caenorhabditis briggsae is the source of this 963-nucleotide messenger RNA. Bases 1 to 963 code for a protein of 320 amino acids. The transcript is spliced from 3 exons. Lineage: Eukaryota; Metazoa; Nematoda; Chromadorea; Rhabditida; Rhabditidae. The record is from RefSeq and is a predicted model, not a curated record.